AUGCUCGUUAAGCUACGGCGUGUAAUCUGCGUCGCGGCGAUCGUUUGCGCCGCCGUCGUCCUGCGGCCGGCGGCGAUCGGUGGUGACUCACUGGCACAGGGCGCUAUGCCGCCCGAAAAUGUGACGCACAACGCGACCGCGAGAGUCCGAAGUUCAGACGCGCCGACCGAGCACCGCGGUUCCGCCGUCGCCGAUGCAUGUCUCGGUGGCGUUGAUUCGCUCCCGGGCCCGGCGAAGCAGUGCGUGGCCACCGCCGGCCGGCCGAGUGGUGGCGGUAAAUUAAAUAAUGGCACUUGCGUGAGUGCGCCCUGUGGUUUGGGGCCCGCGGCCCGCCCGGUCACGGUAGUGAAUGAUGUGAUUAACGCCACCCGGACGCCCCACACCAGGCCGGACCGACAGGCCGGCCCCUAUCAUCACGGUGCCACGGUCAGCAUCGAGGGGACAGGAGCGGCGCAGAAACAGGAGCAGCAUCACCACCUUGUUUACGGUGGCCAGCGUGUGGUGCUCCGGGCGGAAGUGCUCAAACACACUUCCGUUCUGUACGGUCUGCUGUCGAUCACCGAGCGGGACGGCGUGUCCGAGCGGUGCUACCGCGAGCUCCAGCGCGUGUAUCAUGGCAUCCAGCAGAAGGAAAUUUGGGCCAUGAAAGUUCUGGACUCGUCCGGCAGUCAGGAGCCGGGCUUCAUGUGGGGCCACAACCACUGGAUCGGCUCGGAGAAAGGGUGCGAGUCGACGCGCUCGCCACUGUCGAUCACGCUGUCCGAUCGCUAUCGGCGCAACAUGAAGCCGAACCUGGUGUCCGCGUUGGCUCCGUUCGAGCUCGACUACCGGAUCGUGUUCGCCAAGCACCAUUCGGCCUGGCAGGUGGAGAUGAAAUUCCAGAGCGAGAACAUUCUACAUAUCGGCGUGUGCAUUCCACGGUCGUGCACCAACGACGAGUUGCACAACCUGACGGCGCGCUACUUCGACGAGAACAUCGUCCUGGCGCAAGACAUCUACGAGUUCAAGCCGAACGUUUUGCACGUGAAGAACACCUCGCUCGAGCGCGCCUUCUGGACGAAGCCGAGCAUUUUCAUCAUCGGUGUCUCGACCGCCGUUACGCUGGCGAUGAUCUAUCUGGCGCACAGCCGAGAGCAGCACACCGAAGAGGGCACGUUCAUCGAUCGGGUGAUCGAUAGCUUCAACCUGCGCAAGAACCUGACCACAAUCUUCCGCACGGACACCGGGCCCCAAUCGCUGCCCGUCAUCUGUGGCAUCAAGUCGAUCUGCUGCUUCCUGAUCCUGUGCUUCCACAUGCAGUGGUACACGUUCUACACCGUGCACAACCCAUCGGUUAUGUUCCACUACGCCGAGCAAAUCCGCUACCAGCUUGUGAGCAACGCGCCCCUGCUGGUGGACGUUUUCUUCGCCAUCAGCGGCUUUCUGCUCAGCUACAACUUCAUCCGCAACCGGUCCAAAGUGCAGGAGGUCAAGGCGAAUUCGCUCUGGCAAAACGGCCGGCUGUACGGCAGGAUGCUGCUGCACCGCUACCUUCGUCUAUCACCCAUGUACCUGAUCGUGACGGUGAUCGGCGAGCUGACGCACAGCUACAUCGUGGCGACGUCCAAGUUUUGGGUCCACGAGCGCUCCGAUCUCGGCUGCCAGCGGUACUGGUGGCGCAACGUGCUGUACAUUCAAAACCUCUACCCGGUCGAGGACAUCUGUCUCAGCUGGACGUGGUCGCUGGCGUGCGAGAUGCAAUACUACGUGCUCUUCACCGCGCUGCUGUUUGUGUACGCCAAGAGCUCGCAGUUCGGUAAGCGGCUGUUUGGGAUGUUUGCGAUCGGCACGCUGGUCCUGAACGUAGCGCUGACGCUCAACCAUCGCUUCAUCCCGUCGUACGAUGUGCUGUUUAAUACGGGAGACGCCCUCUAUCUGGCGCCGUGGUCCCGGGUGUCCCCGUACGUGGUUGGCGUCUACUUUGGCUGGAUGAUGGCGGCCCGGCGCGGCAAGUUCACCCCGACGCAGAAGGAGUACCGCGUUUACUGGCUGUUGGCGUGCUUCUGUACGAUCUUCAGCAUGCACUCGACGAUCAAGCGCAACUUCCCGUUCCCGAUCGCCUCGACCGUGAUGGUGGCCGUCCGGUGGCUGAUCUCGUGGGCCGCCUGCUGGGUGAUCCUCGCCACCGGAUGUGGCUUCUCGAACGCCGUAACGCGGGUCCUGUCAUCGAAGUUUUUCGUCCACAUCAACAAGCUCACGUACGGGAUCUACCUGCUAAACCCGGUGAUCAUCAUCGGGACGUUCGGUAUCUCCGACUCGAGCGUCCACGCUGACCCGAUACCGGCAAUCGUCAUGGCGCUCGGGGUGACGCUGCUGUCGUACGUGGGGGCGAUCUUCUUUUCGGCCUGCUUCGAAAUACCGUACUGUAGGAUUUCUAGCGAAAUUCUGAAGCUCAAUCGCAAACCGACGCCGCCGCCGCCGAUCACGGUACCGGUGGCGGUGGCAGCAUCACCGGAUCAGUGA
Molecule: messenger RNA, 2502 nt
Organism: Anopheles cruzii
Lineage: Eukaryota; Metazoa; Arthropoda; Insecta; Diptera; Culicidae
Product: nose resistant to fluoxetine protein 6-like
Exons: 10
Coding region: 1-2502 (833 amino acids)
Molecular function (GO): acyltransferase activity, transferring groups other than amino-acyl groups
Source: RefSeq, a predicted model, not a curated record